Molecule: messenger RNA, 198 nt
Organism: Ustilaginoidea virens
Lineage: Eukaryota; Fungi; Ascomycota; Sordariomycetes; Hypocreales; Clavicipitaceae
Exons: 1
Coding region: 1-198 (65 amino acids)
Source: RefSeq, a predicted model, not a curated record
AUGGGCGCAGGCGCUAGCCGUAUGAGUCAAUGGCGACCAACAUAUACCCGACUUGGCGGCCGUCGGCAGAAGAAAUGCGCCAACAGAGGCUGUCUGCAGUCCCCCAAUGCUGCCGCCUUUCCAAGCCUUCGUCAAGGCGUGAUGAUGCCCAGCCUAGACCGUCAUUGGCCACCACCGCCGCCAGCCGGCCGCUGUUGA